AUGGCAGACAAUUACUCCCAGUUCCAGCAGCAGGUUCUUCUUGCUUUGAGAAACAAGUGUACUGUAGGAGGAGCCACAGGUGACAUCCUGCCAGACUCCCUACCAUCAGUCCCAGGUACCCUGCCUCACUUCCUGAAGGAACCAGAAGAUUCCUACAUAAUCAAAAGCAACCCAAUCAAGCUGCUGUGUCGGGCUGUGCCUGCCUUGCAGAUCUUCUUCAAGUGCAAUGGAGAAUGGGUGCACCAGAAUGAACAUGUGUCCCGGGAGUACAUGGAUCAGAACACUGGUCUGAAGGUGCGUGAGGUGCUGAUCAACGUGUCCCGUCAGCAGGUGGAGGACUUCCACGGCCCAGAGGACUACUGGUGUCUGUGUGUGGCCUGGAGCCACCUGGGCACCUCCAAGAGCCGCAAGGCCACGGUACACAUCGCAUACCUGAGGAAGAACUUUGAGCAGGACCCCCAGGGGAAAGAAGUGCCAAUCAAAGGGAUGAUCGUGCUGCAUUGCCGCCCCCCAGAGGGAGUGCCCACGGCAGAGGUGGAGUGGUUGAAGAACGAAGAGCUAGUGAGCUCCCUGACGGAUGACAACAUUGACACCCGAGCUGACCACAAUCUCAUCAUUAACGAGGCACGACUGUCCGACUCGGGAAACUACACGUGCCUGGCCAGCAACAUUGUGGCCAAGAGACGCAGUGCCACAGCCACUGUGGUUGUUUUUGUGAACGGUGGUUGGUCGCUGUGGACAGAGUGGUCUCCUUGUAACGUGCCCUGUGGUCGGGGUGUCCAGAAACGCUCCCGUACCUGUACCAACCCUGCCCCACUCAACGGAGGAGCUUUCUGCCAGGGCAUGUCUGUGCAGAAGAUCACCUGUAAUGCGCUCUGUCCAAUUGACGGUGGCUGGGAGAAGUGGAGUGAGUGGACGGCGUGCGGUGUGCAGUGUGAAAGACAGCGUAGAAGGGAGUGCAAUAACCCACCACCCAGGCACAGGGGCAUUAUGUGUGAGGGGCCCAGCAAUGCCACCGAGAACUGCACUGGAGGAAUGUGUACCCAGAAUGGAAAGCUGCUGCAUGAUGUUAAACCUCAAAGUAUGGACGGCUCCAACGACGUGGCUCUCUACUCUGGGCUGGGCUCGGGAGUCAUAGUUGUGGCUGUCCUUGUGGUGGCCGUCAUGCUGUACAGGAGGAGCCAGAGCAACUACGGCGUUGACGUCAUCGACUCAUCCGCGCUCACCGGGGGCUUCCAGUCUUUCACCUUCAAGACCACCAGACAAGGGAGCCCACUGCUUCUCAACUCCUCUCUGCAGCCAGACCUGACAGUGGGCCGGACUUAUAGCAGCCCCAUCUGCUUCAAGGACUCCAUAGACAAUAAAGAGCUCUUUGACCCCCUGCCAGACAACAAGGUCAAAGUUCAGAGCUCCUUUAUGGUUUCACUAGGUGUGGCCGACCGCGCUGAGUACCACGCUCCCAAAGGCCAUCCACCCGAGACCUUCCCCAGGGGGCUGAACCGAGACUACAGCAACAACACUGUGGAGAGACGGAACACCAAGAAGGGCCUGCUCACUCCCAACGGGCCCCCCCUCACCCCCACUAAAGAUCAGAUGAGAACCACGGGCGUGUUUGGGCAUCUGGGCGGCCGGUUGGUGGUGCCAAAUACUGGAGUCAGCCUGCUGGUUCCCCAUGGUGCGAUCACUGAGGACACUUCCUGGGAGAUGUACAUGGUGAUAAAUCAGGGAGAGUCCAGUUUCCAGACAGGGGAAGGCUGUGAGAUCCUACUAGGACCAGAGGUCACCUAUGGUCCUCGAGGCCUAGACCUCUCCAGUCCUGUUGCUAUGACGAUAGCUCACUGUGCAGAGGUUGACACUGAGAACUGGAACAUCCAACUGAAGAGGAAAACACAGGACAACAGUUGGGAGGAAGUGAUGUCAGUAGAGGAUGAGUCAACAUUCUGUUACUGCCUGAUGGACUCCAGUAGCUGCCACCUGCUGCUGGACCAGCCUGGCUCCUACGCCCUGGUUGGUGAACCACUCACUCAGGCAGCCGUGAAGAGGCUGAAGCUAGCAGUGUUUGGCAGCAUGGGGGCCACACCCAUGGACUACAGCCUCCGAGUGUACUGUGUGGACGACACGCCAUACGCCUUUCAGGGAGUGGUGGCCACAGAGACCAGUAGAGGAGGACAGCUCCUGGAGGAACCUAAGAUGCUGCCUUUCAGAGGGAACACCUUCAGCCUCCAGGUCUACAUCCAAGAUGUCCCACAAUUUCUAUGGAGCAUCAAACCCUUUACUACGUGUCAGGAAUUCUCCUUUUCCCAAGUGUGGUGCAGCAAUCAGAAGCCGCUGCACUGUGCCUUCUCCCUGGAGAGGAACAGCCCCACCACCACCCAGCUCUCCUGCAAGAUCAGCGUGCGCCAGGUCAAAGGUCAUGAGCAGAUUCUGCAGGUCUAUACGUCCGUGGCGGAGAGCAAGAAGGAGUCAGUCCCAUUUUUUAUGCAGACGGACUGCACCGUCACCUCACAGACGGGGCCCAAGGCCUUCAAAAUCCCCCUCUCCAUCCGCCAGAGGAUAUGUGCCACCUUUGACACUGCCAAUGCCAAGGGCAAGGACUGGCAGCUCUUAGCCCAGAAACUCCAUCUAGAUAGAAACCUGUCGUAUUUUCUUAAGCAACAGAGCCCCUCUGCGGUCAUACUGAGCCUGUGGGAGGCACGACACCAAGACACUGGUGACCUGGACUCUCUGGCGAGCGCUCUGGAGGAAAUUGGCAAGAUCCACUCCAAAAGCACUGCAGCAAAGAGCCAGGAGGACCCUGAAUCAGACUUAGUGCAUCAUUUAGGAACAGGUAGCCCAGGCAACCCAGUGUGUGGAAUGGGUGAACUCACCAAUCAUGAGACUGCUAACUCAGUCCCAGAGUAUACUGGCUGA
Molecule: messenger RNA, 2910 nt
Organism: Salvelinus namaycush (lake trout)
Lineage: Eukaryota; Metazoa; Chordata; Actinopteri; Salmoniformes; Salmonidae
Product: netrin receptor UNC5D-like
Exons: 17
Coding region: 1-2910 (969 amino acids)
Biological process (GO): netrin-activated signaling pathway
Cellular component (GO): membrane
Molecular function (GO): protein binding; netrin receptor activity
Source: RefSeq, a predicted model, not a curated record